Molecule: messenger RNA, 447 nt
Organism: Canis lupus familiaris (dog)
Lineage: Eukaryota; Metazoa; Chordata; Mammalia; Carnivora; Canidae
Gene: HCRT
Product: hypocretin neuropeptide precursor
Biological process (GO): neuropeptide signaling pathway; feeding behavior
Source: RefSeq, marked provisional
CCAUGAACCCUCCCUCUACAAAGGUCCCCUGGGCCGCCGUGACUCUGCUGCUGCUCCUCUUGUUGCCGCCCGCGCUGCUGUCGCCCGGGGCGGCCGCGCAGCCCUUGCCCGACUGCUGCCGCCAGAAGACGUGCUCCUGCCGCCUCUACGAGCUGCUGCACGGCGCGGGCAACCACGCGGCCGGCAUCCUCACGCUGGGCAAGCGGCGGCCCGGACCCCCGGGCCUCCAGGGCCGGCUGCAGCGCCUCCUGCAGGCCAGCGGCAACCAUGCGGCCGGCAUCCUGACCAUGGGCCGCCGCGCAGGCGCAGAGCCAGCGCCGCGCCCCUGUCCCGGGCGCAGAUGUCCCGUGGUGGCCGUCCCCUCUGCAGCGCCUGGAGGGCGGUCGGGAGUCUGAGCUGACGCUCGCGCCGCGUCCUGGCCCUGCCUUCUCCUCGCUGCCCGCCGGA